Notothenia coriiceps (black rockcod) is the source of this 1045-nucleotide messenger RNA. RefSeq names its product protein NLRC5-like. Gene Ontology annotation, biological process: activation of GTPase activity; nucleocytoplasmic transport. Gene Ontology annotation, cellular component: nucleus; perinuclear region of cytoplasm; cytosol. Gene Ontology annotation, molecular function: small GTPase binding; GTPase activator activity. Lineage: Eukaryota; Metazoa; Chordata; Actinopteri; Perciformes; Nototheniidae. The record is from RefSeq and is a predicted model, not a curated record. Bases 412 to 996 code for a protein of 194 amino acids. The transcript is spliced from 13 exons.
UUUUGUCUUAUCAGUCUGUCCAGCAACUGUUUAGGCAAAAAGGGUCUGAAGAAGCUGUUGGAGGUCCUGCCUCGUCUUGAUAGCAUCCAGGAAGUGAACGCCAGUAACAAUGGGAUUGGCAGGGAAGGAGUGGCACUGCUGGCUGGUGCUUUGUGCUCUCAUAACAAUUUAACACAAAUACACAUCAGUGGCGGAGACAGAGAGCAGGUGAUCCUGAAGUUCUGCCCUGACAAAAGGAAAGACAAACAGCACCUAAAGACGUUCAGGAUAAACAACAGCAGCCUCCUGCCAUCCAAUGUAACAACGCUCUGCAGACAAUUAGCGUAUUGUCGCUCUCAUUUGGAGUUAGAUUUGUCUCACAGCUCAUUGACAGACGAGGCUAUAGAGAAUCUGCUGAAGUGUCUGCCCAAGAUGACGUCACUGCAGAGACUCAAUGUCAGCCACAGCAUCAUGUCCACAUCUGGAGCAGUGAUGUUGGUCAGAUGUUUGAACGUCAGUCAGCGGGUCACAUCAGUGGAGCUCAGGCCUCAGAGUGAAUCCUUCAUCUGUUUUGGCAUUGUGAAAGCAGAAGAAGCCAGCUGCAGGUUAACUCAUUGUAGCCUGAAAGGUGAUGAGUUGGAGAGACUGCUCGAGAUCCUACAGCGGGGUCCCCAUCUGUCCAACCUGAAUUUAUCAAGUAACCAACUGGGAGAUGAAGGAGUGAAGCGCUUUCUGGAUUCCCUACAAACGCUUAAAAUCACCAGCUAUGUGAAUUUGAGCGGCAAUGGCCUGACUCAGCAGGGCGUGUUGGAUGUGGUCAGCGCUCUGUGCAACUGUAACCACGUCAGCGGUGGGGAAGUCAGUUUGGGAGCAGAGCAGAAGUGUCUCAUCUGGUUCACACAAUGUGAAGGCUCUGUGAAAAUGCUGAGCGUCAGAGAGAGCUGUUUGGAACAUGACCAUCUGAUCAGAUUAGCAGAGAUCGUGUCUAUCUGUUCCAGUCCGAUCAAACUGGAGUAAGGACACCUCCAUCGCCAGAUACAUUCAUAAUUUAGCUAUUGUCAUAUAA